Neltuma alba is the source of this 1367-nucleotide messenger RNA. Its product is annotated as dehydrogenase/reductase SDR family member 12. The record is from RefSeq and is a predicted model, not a curated record. The transcript has 10 exons. Bases 34 to 1050 code for a protein of 338 amino acids. Lineage: Eukaryota; Viridiplantae; Streptophyta; Magnoliopsida; Fabales; Fabaceae.
AGUUGCACUUGGUAGUUGGAACUCACUCAUCCCAUGAUCACUGUGACCUUGAGCGCUGACAUCCCCCUCACGGCACUAGCAAUGUUCUUUCUCAAGGCAUGGAGAUCAACGGCUUUCGCUGUUUAUGGGUACCUGAAUUUCACCAAAGCUGGAUUUCUGGAGCAUUCGAAGAGAUUCAAACCAGAGGAUAUGGAAGCAAAAAUACCCAGUAAAAAUUGCAUUGUUACUGGAGCAAACUCUGGAAUUGGCUAUGCGACAGCGGAGGGUCUUGCCCAACGUGGUGCAACUGUGUAUCUUGUAUGUCGAAAUAAGGAGAGGGGAGAGGAUGCUCUUUCUAAAAUUCAAUCCACAACAGGAAACCCGAAUGUUCAUUUGGAGGUUUGUGAUCUUUCUUCUGUCAGUGAGAUCAAGUCAUUGGCAUCCAGAUUUUCUAAAAAGGAUGUGCCAGUUCAUGUGUUGAUAAACAAUGCCGGCUUGCUCGAGAAUAAUCGAGUCACCACAUCAGAAGGGUUUGAGUUGAACUUUGCUGUAAAUGUAUUAGGAACUUAUACCCUGACAGAAUCAAUGUUGCCAUUACUGGAAAAAGCUGCCCCUGAUGCUCGUGUUAUUACAGUUUCCUCUGGUGGAAUGUAUACUGCUCCCUUGACCAAUGAUCUGAUGUACUCUGAGAGCAACUUCAAUGGGGUUGAGCAGUAUGCUCGAAAUAAGCGUGUCCAGGUUGCCCUAACAGAAAAGUGGGCUGAGAGAUACACAAACAAGGGGAUAGGAUUUUACUCGAUGCAUCCCGGUUGGGUUGAGACUCCUGGAGUUGCCAGGAGUUUGCCAAGCUUCAAUGAGAAGCUUCAGGGGAAGCUUCGAACAAGUGAAGAAGGUGCCGACACUCUGAUUUGGUUGGCUCUGCAGCCAAAAGAUAAACUGGUAUCUGGUGCCCUUUAUUUUGAUAGAGCUGAAGUUACCAAACAUCUUAAAUUUGCUGCUACCAGUGGGUCGCAUGCUGUGAUAGACUCUAUUAUAGGUAGACUAAACUCCAUGGCUUCUCUGUCUGCCUAGGUGGAGUACUUUUACCAUGAAACUGAAGACCUCAUUCUGUAAUUAUAUUUUAAGCAUAUGUUAGUGAAAAUAAUAGUGAUAGAUCUCAAGUUUCUUUUUUUUUUUUUAAUCUGACUACGGUACAUGGAAGCCCAAACCUGGACUAGAAAUUUGGUUGCAGUGAUUCAAUCACAUAUCCCAAACUUCCAGAGUCCCAGUCACAUGGAGACGAAGGGCGAGUUUCACUGUCUAGAUGAUAAGUUGCAUUUAUAUGUAAUGUUCAUAUUUUAGGGUCACUUAUUUUCUAUCUUAAAAAUAUACUAUUUCCAGUUCUUAAU